This is a messenger RNA of Aspergillus pseudoviridinutans, 321 nucleotides long. RefSeq lists its product as uncharacterized. Bases 1 to 321 code for a protein of 106 amino acids. Lineage: Eukaryota; Fungi; Ascomycota; Eurotiomycetes; Eurotiales; Aspergillaceae. The transcript is spliced from 2 exons. The record is from RefSeq and is a predicted model, not a curated record.
AUGUCUGAGAUCAUCGACCUUGGAAGGCCUGCAGCUACAAUCCUGGCGCAGACGUGGGACUUUCUGACCACCUGGAUAUCUGACAGCCGCCAUAACUCCAACACCCUUGAUAAGGCACUGCAGCAGGCCUUCGAUCCCGCACGCUGGUUAUUCGGCCCCGCCGCCCUGCUUGUCUCUGGCAUCCAUGUGGCUCUGGCCGCUAGUCAGGUUGACAAUAACAGCUUGCUUGGCCUCUUCUGCAACUACCGCGGUGCUAGCUAUGCCCGGAUGCAAUCCGCAUACAAGCUCUUCCUACCGGAAGAGCGGGAGCCACUCCUAUAG